Molecule: messenger RNA, 839 nt
Organism: Notolabrus celidotus (New Zealand spotty)
Lineage: Eukaryota; Metazoa; Chordata; Actinopteri; Labriformes; Labridae
Exons: 4
Coding region: 18-839 (273 amino acids)
Source: RefSeq, a predicted model, not a curated record
GCAAGCAUCUUAGUUGUAUGCAGGAUCCCCCUGGCAUACAGCUGUACGUCAUUGUGAAGGUGGUGGUGCUGCAUGGUGUUCAGCUGAACAAGUACAGGUGCCGACGAGGCAGUAACUCCUUGGAGGGGUUGCACGCACACCUGUACAAUGCCAUUCCUUCCCAUAGAUGUGGUGUUAUGCAAUUCCAAGUAUAUCUGGUUGCGUUUGCUGUGCAGUGGAACAGUCGGAUGGAGUCACUCCGGGUUGCUGGUGGUCAGGGUCGGCAGACAUCAUGCAUGGACGCGCGGCAGAUCCAGCGCAUGAAUCGGCAGGCUGAGGUGCUCUUCGGCAAAGAUCAUGUCCUGGAGCCCAACUUUGCUGCUCCUAUGCCCUACCCUGAUCAAUACAGGGCCCCGGAAGAGGAGGAGCUCCUUGGUGUUGAGUAUGCCAUGUGCCAGUCAACAAGCUACUCUGCGAGGCAUUACUAUGCUCAGAGAGUUGAGGAAGAGCAGGCUUGUGACGAAGAGGAGCCGGCUGAGCAAAGCGAGGAGGAGAUGGCAGAUGAGGGUAUUGACAUGCCUGCAGAGGAUGAUCCCAUUGAUGUCAUCUGUAGGAAACAUGCUAUCCCAACACAAGCAGAACAGGUGGAGGAGGAGGAUAGCCCUGCUCUGCAGGAUGUGCUGAUGACCCGGAGACAUCUGCAUCUGCCAGGAAUAGAGGAAGUGGAGGCGUUAGCCUUGCUGAUGCUUGAACUGGCAGACAACAGUCACCUCCACCUUGUGCCAGCCGACCUCAGGCAGAAGAUCAUCACUGCUGCCGUUCUCUUCAGGAGCAUGACAAGACUGCUGUCAACUUUGUGA